This is a messenger RNA of Clonostachys byssicola, 1440 nucleotides long. The record is from the annotation of a GenBank genome assembly. NCBI's taxonomy places the organism in Eukaryota, Fungi, Ascomycota, Sordariomycetes, Hypocreales, Bionectriaceae.
AUGGGAUACCACGAAAUUUAUUGUCUGAUAUGCAAUGUCAGUUUUGCUAUCGCUCGCAUCCGCACACUCAAUGAGCCACCUGACGCAUCCUGGGGUUGCUGUGGAAUCACCACCCGCAAAAAUGAAUUUGUGAAGGUGGAGGACCUUGAGUACGGAAAUGAGUUCGGAGAGGAGGAUUCCGAAAUGGAAAGUGACGAGGAAUAUGAGGAUGAGCUAGGAGGGUGUGGAGAUGGAUGUAUGAUGGCUGUAUGGCCAUGGGAUGGGACAGAGUCUAUUGCUGGUAACUCCUCGUAUAAUCCUCACAGUCUACACCCUACCGAGGAAAUGUACUAUCGAAGGGUCAAGAAUCACCCCGAAGAAGUCAGGCCACAGAUAUGGGCCAGACUCAUAGGCGGCAAUCCUGUUAGGCUGGAACACAUCGCAGGCCCGGAUUGCGAGAGCGAGUCGGGAUACAACGGACACCUCAUCUCCGUAGAGGAAAUGAGGGGAUGCAAUACCAUGCAGGGGCUGAUUCUGAAAGAUCCAGACUGGGAGCCGGAAGAUGGGGACGAGGAGUUCGAAAGGUCUGGCCGAUAUUAUCUCACCGGGCUACAAGACGCCAACACCAAUCUCGACGCUUAUGAUUCGUGUACGCCUACAAGACACGGCUGUUACUCCGUGCUUCCAGCCUCUUACAGUGAUGACACUGAUGAAAUAAUGGGGAACAACGCCAAACCAGUCUAUCACUAUUCCCUACCUGUCCACCCCACCUGCUUGGAGGUUUUGAAAAGGGUUCAUCUGCGCCGAUAUGGACACGCCGGUAUUGACAAGUUCCUAAUGUGGUGGGAGCUAGGUGUCAAAAAGAGAGCCCUACCCAAAGACCCAUGCCGAAUAGAUGCUUCUCAUGGCCGAGAUCAAUACUGGCUACAUAACACUGGCGCCGAAUAUUUGGCUGCAAACCCCCUUUUUGUGCCCGGGCUUGAAAAGAUCUUCCGUCUCGCUGAUACCGCGCCCCUUUCCGAGGGUGGCAAGAGAAAUUACAAUGUCGAGGACGAAGUGUUCGCUGUGUUGCCAACUGAACUACGCAGAAUGAUAUUUGACUACCUAAGCAGAGAUGAGAUCACAAAGCUUCACCACGCAUCGCCUUUGUUGUAUCGCAACGCGAUGAUGGACUUGGGGGAUUCAUUUAUGAAAGAACAUCCCUGGCUGUGGGAAUAUUGGACGGAGUUGCCAUACUCCACUUGGGCGCUCACAACCGCCACUGAGCUGCAAGAAUCAAUCGAGAGCCCGGUCAAGCAGCUCAUUGCUUCACGUUCUAUUGACUGGGGCUCCGUCAUGAGGAUGUUUUGGAAUGGAGAGCAGUCUGGCCGCUUGAAGGGUCUUCGGAAUCGUGGCCGGAUUUGGAAAGUUUGUGACAUGAUAUUGGACAAAGUCGAAGAACAUCACCCUUUGGUCUCAUGA